UCUCUGCUCUUACCUGGACUUGGACUUUCUCCUGUCAGACUUGGCUCCCGCGGAGAGCAGCGUCAGCGUGACCGUGCCUGCCACCUACCCUCCUCUGGUGGCGACCCCCAAGGACCGCAGCCACAGAGUACCUCAAGCCUCCGAGGAGUGGAGACGUCCCCGGCAACCGGCAUCAGCCUCGUGGCCGAGCUCUUAUCCUCGGACAUUCCUGCCUCUCCCCUGGGAGCCGUCAGCCUGCCCGCCUUCGGGGCUCCUCAAAGCAAGACUUACACCAACCUGGGAGCCGUGGAGAGAUUGGGGCCUUCUCCACAAAACCCCCCAGCCCGGCCUCACCCCCAGCUUCGGACGCAGCGUGGCCUGGUUCCCGCCACCCCCUCAGCCAAGGCUGGGGGACACAAGCCGUUGUUAGAGCCGAGACCCCAGGGUGCGCUGGACAGAGCUCUGUACCCCCCUCAGCCUCCCCUACGAGAUCCCAGCGGCCAACUGAGAAGCCAUCAGCUCCCUCACUUCCAGGUUGCCCCACAUUACUGUCAUCAUCAACCUCAACAGCAACAACUCCAGCCACACCUCAAUUACCAGCUAUUGGCCCAAUACCCCAGCUACUACCAGCCUCCACGUAAUUACCAGGGCGAGUUCCAUCUCUGCAGCCUGAAGCCCGGCCAUGAUGUGGGGCUAGAGCCUCUGGUAGGCUUGUUACCGCCCAACACCGUGCCGGAGCCCGUCAAAUCCCGGAGAAGCAGGAAAUCCUGGGUGAAGAAGCGCGUGGCAAGCCACUCCUGCCUGUAUCCCGGCUGUGGAAAAAUCUACACCAAAAGCUCCCACUUGAAAGCCCAUCAUCGCACUCACACCGGUGAGAAGCCGUAUCACUGCACCUGGGAGGGCUGCGGCUGGAAGUUCGCUCGCUCCGAUGAACUGACCCGGCAUUUCCGGAAGCACACGGGCCACCGACCGUUCCAGUGCCACCUGUGUGAUCGCGCCUUCUCCCGCUCCGACCACCUGGCCCUGCACAUGAAGCGACACACGUAGCCCUGGCCACAAAGCAGAGAGACCACCGUGGAGCCCCCUCGCACCUCGGGGACCACCACCACCCUCUUCCUCCUCCAUUUUCAUCAUCACUUUUGUGGUUCAAGGGCUUCGCUAGUGACUGAGGACCUCAGUGGUGUAACACGAUCACAAUUCCCCCCCCACCCCAGUGUGGUCGGUCCGAGGGCUGUCACAUCCUCAUUCCACGCCGUCCCAAAACAAAGUUUCCUAGGCCGCGGGCGAAGCGAGCCACUGGGACCUUUCUCUCCGGCCAGUGUCAACAACAACGUGCUUUUAUAUAGCGCCUCCUCACGCAGGGGAGCGUCCCAGAGCCCUCAUCGGACGGUGUGAACAACUUUUUGGUGAAUUAACGGAAGCUUUAUGUGGGUUCGGUCUCACCCUUCCUGCCAAGACGGAGAGGAAUGUGGGAAAAAAAGACGGGAAGAUGAAAUGAUCCGAUGUGAUCUAAUAAACCACUAUAUCAGGC
This is a messenger RNA of Callorhinchus milii (elephant shark), 1510 nucleotides long. Its product is annotated as Krueppel-like factor 2. The record is from RefSeq and is a predicted model, not a curated record. Gene Ontology annotation, molecular function: RNA polymerase II cis-regulatory region sequence-specific DNA binding; DNA-binding transcription factor activity, RNA polymerase II-specific. The transcript is spliced from 2 exons. Gene Ontology annotation, biological process: regulation of transcription by RNA polymerase II. Lineage: Eukaryota; Metazoa; Chordata; Chondrichthyes; Chimaeriformes; Callorhinchidae. The annotation marks the transcript as partial.